AAUUUCUUCGUUUCCGCGUGACGAGCUUGGCAAGAUGCGGUCGACGUGGCACUGGGAAGAGCGGCGCGCGGCGCCCCGACGCGACGUCCCAGCCGACGUUCUCGGCCACCUUCAACGGGACGCAGCGUUCGCGUCGUGGCUUCGGGCCAAGCAACGCCUCCACGCGCCAGCGCGCGACGUCGACAAGCCCCGAGCCGACGCCGCUGAGAUCCAAGAAAACUUUCGGCAAUGGCUCAAGUCCAAGUCCAAGAAACAACCGCCCUGCCCCACAGACGCUGCGCCCAAGCCUCGGGUCGAGCCGCGUCAACAGACGCCAGCGACGGUGGCCGUGCGCACCCCACUGCCACCGCCGGCACCGACCAAGACUAAGGCGAAUCACCCGACACCGGCGCAAGUCGACAAGGCCUAUCGGGAGUGGCUCAAGCGCAAGAAGGAGGACAAACUGCGAUGUGCUGCUGCGCUGGACGCAGCCCAACGCGCCGAGACCGAGCGGGCACGUCUGCACCGCGACAAGUGGAGCCGGAAGCUCGUGGUGCUGGCGUACGGCAAGGAUGCGUGA
Messenger RNA from Saprolegnia parasitica CBS 223.65, 559 nucleotides. RefSeq lists its product as hypothetical. The transcript has 4 exons. The record is from RefSeq and is a predicted model, not a curated record. Lineage: Eukaryota; Oomycota; Saprolegniomycetes; Saprolegniales; Saprolegniaceae. The coding region runs from base 35 to 559 and encodes 174 amino acids.